AUGGAUCGGUUGGUGAACGCGGUGAUGGACCUGGUGGUGCCGCCGGCGAGCAUGGUGAUGCUGGCGUUCGCGUGGCCGACGCUGUCGUUCCUGCGCGGCGUCGAGUGGGCGCUCAAGACACUCACCAAGGAGGACAUGCUCGGCAAGGUCGUCGUCAUCACCGGCGCAUCCUCCGCAAUCGGCGAGCAAAUCGCGUACGAGUACGCCCGGCGGAACGCGAGCCUGGUGCUGGUGGCGCGGCGGGAGCAGCGGCUGUUCGGGAUCCGCGACAACGCGCGGCAGCUGGGCGCCGGCCAGGUCCUCGUCAUCGCCGCCGACGUCGUCAAGGAAGAGGACUGCCGGAGGCUCGUCGCCGACACCGUCAGCUACUUCGGGCAGCUGAACCAUCUGGUGAACACCGUGAGCUUGAGCCACGACUUCAGCUUCGAGGAGGCCGGCGACACCACGGCCUUCCCUCACCUCAUGGACAUCAACUUCUGGGGCAACGUGUACCCGACCUACGCCGCGCUGCCCUACCUCCGGCGGAGGCACGACCGCGUCGUCGUCAACGCGUCCGUCGAGAGCUGGCUCCCCAUGCCCAGGAUGAGCCUCUACUCUGCGGCGAAGGCGGCGGUGGUGGACUUCUACGAGACGCUCCGGUACGAGGUGAAGGAUGAGGUGGGCGUGACCGUGGCGACGCACGGCUGGGUCGGCGGCGACGCCGGCGGCGGCAAGUUCACGCUGGACCACCACGAAGGUGCGGCGGAGGUGCAGUGGAAGCAGGAAGAGCGCGAGGCGGCGGCGGCGGCAGCGCUGCCGGGGGGAGGGCACGUGGAGGCGUACGCGCGGGCACUGGUGGCCGGCGCCUGCCGCGGCGACGCCUACGUCAAGCGCGCCAGCUGGUACGACGUCUUCCUCGUCUUCCGCGUCUUCGCGCCCGACGUCCUCGCCUGGACCUUCCGCCUCCUGCUGUCGUCCACGCCCGCCGCCGCCGGCCCGACCACGAGCGCGAUCACCGCACGUCGCCCGCCUCCCGCCGCUCUUCCGGCCCCGCCGGUUCGCCCGCUGCUGGAGUACACGCCGGUGGCGGCGUCCCGGAGGCCCGCGCACCAGGUGCAGAAGCUGGAAUGA
This is a messenger RNA of Miscanthus lutarioriparius, 1110 nucleotides long. Lineage: Eukaryota; Viridiplantae; Streptophyta; Magnoliopsida; Poales; Poaceae. The record is from the annotation of a GenBank genome assembly.